UACUUGCACAAAUUAUGCUGAGUCAGAGUGAGUGUAAAAUCUGAGUUUCCCGUAUAGUCAAGUGGCCGCUAGGUAGUGGUAUGGGGCUGCUCAGUGUUGGUACUGCGCUGUCGUGGAGUGAGACGAAGAAAUAUGCUUAUCAUGUGAAGAAGGCGGGAGUUCAGCAGUUUCUAGCGAUUUACAACAGACUGAAAGGUCGGAAGAAAGACGCACUGAAAUGGGGAGAUGAGCUUGAAUACACGCUUGUAUAUUUUGAUCAUGAAAAGAAGCAAGCUAAGCUAUACAUCAAUGGACCAUCAAUUUUGGAAAAGUUACAAGCGAAACAAGAGGAGGAUGCAUCAAAAUCAUCUAUAUGGGUGCCAGAGUAUGCAAGCUACAUGUUGGAAGCCACUCCUGGCAAACCGUGGGUGUUUAUUGGUGAUUUGUCUGAGUUUAAUACUGUUGAAGCAAACAUGAAGCUGCGUCGUCAGCAGGCAUUGACGAUGUUGGAGGGAACUGGCGUGUCGUUGCUGACAAUUACAGCAUUUCCGAGAAUUGGCUGUCCUUCCUUCACCGAACCUUUGGCACUGCCAAGCCAAGACGGAGUUUGUCGUUCCUUAUUUUUUCCUGAUGAAGCAAUUUAUCCCACACAUCCUCGCUUUAGGACGUUGACAAAAAAUAUUCGUGAACGUAGAGGAGCUAAAGUGGCAAUGAAUCUUCCUAUUUUUCGGGAUGUCAACACUCCCAGUCCAUUUACAGAAACAUUAGACGACGACGAUGCCAGAGCUGCUGCACUUCCUGACCAUGUCUACAUGGAUGCAAUGGGUUUUGGGAUGGGAUGCUGUUGUCUACAGAUGACGUUUCAGGCUUGUAGCAUUGAAGAGGCACGAUUUCUGUAUGAUCAAUUGAUUCCUAUAUGUCCUGUUGUGAUGGCUCUCUCUGCUGGUUCUCCCGCAUUUCGAGGUUACCUGACAGAUACUGACUGUCGUUGGGAUGUCAUAUCUGGAUCAGUUGACUGCAGAACAAAGCAAGAAAGAGGCUUAGAACCGCUGACGAGUGACAAAUUUGUGAUCCCAAAGUCGCGAUAUGGCACGGUUGACUCAUAUCUGUGCACUGAGAAAUACAACGAUAUUGACGUAGUGCGUGAUGAAGAAUUCUUUCGCUUAUUGAAAGAUGGAGGUGUAGACGAGUUGAUUGCACAACAUGUUGCUCACUUGUUCAUACGGGAUCCUGUCUCACUUUUCCAAGAAAAACUAGAACAAAGCAUCGAGACAGACGCUGAUCAUUUUGAGAAUAUUCAAUCAACAAAUUGGCAGUCAAUGCGGUUCAAACCUCCUCCACCUAAAUCAGACAUCGGAUGGCGAGUUGAGUUUCGAGUUUGUGAAAUCCAGAUGACAGAUUUUGAAAAUGCUGCAUUCGCUUGUUUUGUGGUUUUAUUGACUCGAGUUAUUCUCUCUUUUGGUCUCAACUUCUAUUUACCUAUCUCGAAGGUUGAUGAGAAUACAAAAGUAGCUCAGAGGAAGGAUGCUGUUAGGAAUGAGAAGUUUUACUUUAGACGGAAACCGUUUCCUGAUGAUUGUGAAGUUGUCGAUGGGGAAUUAGAGUAUGAACAGAUGAGCAUCAAUACGAUUGUUAAUGGAAAGAAGGGACACUUUCCUGGUUUGAUACCUUUGAUGAAUCGCUACCUUGACAGUGUGGAUGUCGACGCAGAAACACGCUGCACCAUCUCGGUUUACCUCAAAUUGAUUGAACAAAAAGCAAAUGGAGAGCUGAUGACAACAGCAAGAUGGAUGCGAGAGUUCAUAACGAGUCACCAUGACUACAGACGGGAUUCGUGUGUAUCAGAAUUAAUUAAUUAUGAUUUGAUGUGUGCAAUCGAUCGUUUCAUGCGAGGUGAAGAAUCAUGUCGACAACUAGUUGGAGAUCUCACUUCUUCCACAUGACCACUGAUGUAGUUGAUGUAGUUGAUGUAGUUGAUGUUGUUGAUGUUGCUGAUGUUGGUGUUGCUGCAUGAUGAAGUUAGUACAUACGACUUGCUGGAAACGAAUGAAA
This is a messenger RNA of Corticium candelabrum, 2031 nucleotides long. Its product is annotated as glutamate--cysteine ligase catalytic subunit-like. Gene Ontology annotation, biological process: glutathione biosynthetic process. Gene Ontology annotation, molecular function: glutamate-cysteine ligase activity. The record is from RefSeq and is a predicted model, not a curated record. Gene Ontology annotation, cellular component: glutamate-cysteine ligase complex. NCBI's taxonomy places the organism in Eukaryota, Metazoa, Porifera, Homoscleromorpha, Homosclerophorida, Plakinidae. The transcript has 19 exons. Bases 81 to 1922 code for a protein of 613 amino acids.